Messenger RNA from Psylliodes chrysocephalus, 1490 nucleotides. The record is from the annotation of a GenBank genome assembly. Lineage: Eukaryota; Metazoa; Arthropoda; Insecta; Coleoptera; Chrysomelidae.
GAGCAUCUGCUUGAGAUUAAGGAAUCCAAUAUGGGAUUUGUUAAUAAAUUGUUCAGAUUUAAUGUUAAAGAAUCAGUUUUAGUUUUAUCCUUCAACAUUUUAAAACAGAAAUAUGAUUGUGUUAAUGUAUUUAUAUUUUUUUAUAAUUUUGUUAACCAGCAGUUUUAGUGCUGCUACUAAUAAUAAAGUUAAUGAGAUAAAUGCGAACUGUGAAGAUGGACCAUUAGAUAUAAAAAUAAUGAAACAAUUGGACAUUCGAAUAGGUGGGAAAAAAUGGGAUCACAAUUUGAACGAAUUAAUUCAAUCAAAUAUUCGCGAAGCUAUUACAUCAAAUCCAAAAAAUACACCAAAUAUUCUCGAACCCACCCCUGAAAUUGAUGUUCGAAAUGGAACCCCCGAAGAACCUAACGUUGUAAUAGAUUGGACUUCUGAGACAGAUUCAAAACGUAUUAUCAACCAGUUGGACAGUAUUACAAGUAAAUUACAAAACGUGCAGAACGUUUGUCAAAAGUCUGAAUGUGGGUCAGCAGGCAGUGUGGAAAACCUUAACGUCUAUAACAGUGAUAUUUGUAACAGAGAAGUGGGAAUAAGUAAACCACAAUUUUGUGAGGUAUUGGAAGAAAAUACAGGCGUCAAGAAAAAUUUAGCGAAGAACUGUAGAGAAGUUCAAGAAAGAGGACAUAAUAAGUCGGGAAUUUACGAAAUUCAACCUAAAAGUAGCGUCAAACCCAUUUUUGUCCUGUGCGAUAUGGUAACCAAAGGUGGAGGAUGGACUGUAAUUCAAAAAAGGUUCGAUGGAUCAGAAGACUUUUUCCGUGAGUGGCGAGAUUAUAAAUUUGGCUUUGGAAAUCUUCAUCGAGAAUUCUGGAUUGGACUCGAAAACAUUUAUCAACUUACAGGAUUCCAAGUAAGCGAAUUGUUAGUAGAAAUAACAGACAGAGACAAAAUUAAAGCCUACGCUAACUAUAACAGAUUUGGAAUAGGUCCGGAAACAGACGGAUAUCCUUUAAAUAUCCUUGCAGGAUUUUCUGGAGACGCUGGAGACUCUUUAACGCCACACUUAUCUUCUAAGUUUUCUACAAAGGAUAUAGAUCAGGACAAACAUGCAGUCCAUUGCGCUCAGGUAUAUCUUGGUGGAUGGUGGUACGCAGGCUGUCACGUAAGCAACCUUAAUGGAAAAUUCAUCAACAUGGCUCUUCCUGAAGCAUAUAAGUUUAAGGGUCUCCAUUGGUUGGGAUUCAGAGGACACGAGUACUGUCAUGCUGGAUCGAGAAUGUUAGUCAGACCAGUUCAGUCCUAAAUUACCGUAGAAUAUUUGAUCAGCUAAUCAAAAGCUUGUUUCAUGUUAUGUUCACUUUUGUAUAUUAUUGUGUAUUAUGGUAAAUAAAGAAAACUCUAAAAGAUUUAUCUUAUUUUUGAAAUGAAACAUACGGAGUGGCCCAAAAGUCUGGAAACGGCAAAUUAUCUCGUAAAUUGCUAAUCCUAAUUGU